This is a messenger RNA of Dentiscutata heterogama, 535 nucleotides long. NCBI's taxonomy places the organism in Eukaryota, Fungi, Glomeromycota, Glomeromycetes, Diversisporales, Gigasporaceae. The record is from the annotation of a GenBank genome assembly.
AACCUUUAUUUUAAUGAAUAAUCCAUUUUUGAGUACUGAGAACAUUUAUGGAGAGGAUUUAUAUAGUGAUCCUGAUAAGGAUUUUGAAAUUCUUGAUGAUAUUAGCAUUGGAGAUAAUCCAGAAAGUCUUAAACAAACUACAACUACACCUUCUUCAUCUACAUGUAGCGCAAGCAAUGUGGAUAACAAUAUAUAUAAUAAUUCACAUGAUAUUCAUUUUGAUAAAGCAGCCGUAGAGAUGGCCAAAUUGUAUGCCAAUUCAACAUCACAUAUAAUGCAAGAACAGGGUCAAGAGGUUGAUAUAAAUUGGUUAGCAUCAGAACUUGACACUAUAUCUAAUGAAGAAUCAGCAUGGAAAAUCGAUAGUCACCAAGAAAUUGAACUAAAUAUAGAACUUAGUUCUUCACGUAUUAAAUAUGUAAAUAACACAUGCAUUAUAAUAGAUGAUCUUAAUGGAACAUCACAACGAUGCUCUCAUUCUGUGUCUAAGCCAUUAAGGCAACUUGGUGGAAUUUGGGAAUUAGACUUUGAAACG